This is a messenger RNA of Phascolarctos cinereus (koala), 5438 nucleotides long. It is a transcript of the gene ZNF839, whose product is annotated as zinc finger protein 839. NCBI's taxonomy places the organism in Eukaryota, Metazoa, Chordata, Mammalia, Diprotodontia, Phascolarctidae. The record is from RefSeq and is a predicted model, not a curated record.
UGGAUUUUAAAAGGGAAAGCCUUGAGGAAAACUGACCAAUUAGAAAUGAGGGAGAGGUGAUUGGGCCUUGACCUAAAGGGCUGCCUGGGUGAUCAAUGCUGACUGAAUUUCCAUCCUGUCCUUGUCCUAUCCCUCAUUCAUUCAACAAAUGCUAAGACUGCAAUGUUAAGGCUUCCCAUCAGGCUGCUCAUAAAAAGACAGAUCAAUGCUUUCAAAUGAAGGGGUAAAGAAUAAUAAAAAUAGCUAGCACUUACACAUCCUUUUAUGUUUGUGAAACACUUAACAAAUAUGAUCUCACUUUAGACUUACAGCCUCCCCUCUCUCCCCCCACAUCUGUCCCCAUUUUACUGAUGAGGAAACUGAGGGAGGCAAGGGGUUGUGUAGUGCCCAGGGUCGCACGCAUGUCUGAGGGUCGAAUUUGAACUCAGAGCUUCCAGACUCCAGGUCUAGCCCUCUAUCUGAAUAUAAUCAAGUAUAAAUCAGGAGGAGGUACCAUGGUAAAAUGAAGGUCCAGGAGGAGGAAUGAGGAAUCCGCAGGAUGGAAGUGAUUCAAACUUAUAUCUUCUGACUCCGAAUCUAGUGUUCUGGGAUUUGGGCUGGUCUUCAAGGAAAGACAGAAUAAAUGAGUACGGGUAUGAGUUAAACUAGGGCCCUCUGAAAUCCCGCGAUCUCAAUAAUCCACUAUCUCCUAGGUGAAGAAGGCUGUGUUCAGAGGAAUGUUGUCCUUGGACGAGCCCGUAGCCCCAACCCCUCCCCCCAUGAUGCUCAACGGAGUCGCCGUCCAAUGGCUUCCGCCUGAGGAUGUCGUCACGUCUGCCGCGCUCGUGCAGUUCCCGGGUUUUGAGCUCGAGCUCCCGCUCCCGCCGCGCCUUCCAGGCCGCGCCAUGGCAGAAGCGGAGGCCGAGGAGGGCGGCGAAGAGGGCGACGUCUUCCGGGAGCUCUCGACGCCAGCUCCCGGCAGGACCGCGGUCUGCAUCCCGCCGGCCGGGAGUCUGGCCGGGAUCCCGGCCCCGUGGGUGGAGGCCGAGCCGCCGCAGCCCGCCUCCUUCUCUCCCGCGGCUCCCCUCGCGCCCGAGGACCUCCAGCGGGUUCUGGAGCAAGUGAGGAAAGCGCCGCCGCCGCCGCCGCCCCGUCCCCCCGGGACUGCGGGCCUCGGGCCGCGCGGCAGCUGCGGCUUCAGCGUCGUGCACGAUGCGGCCCGGCGGCUGCAGGACGCGGCCCAACAGGUGGCCCAGCAUUGGGGUCCCGAGCCCCCGCCGCCGCCGCCGCCUCGGCUGCUGCAACCCAGGGAACUAGAAGCCAUUCGUGUCAAGGUAAAAUCCGGAGAAAGGCCAAUGCCACCUCUUGCAGCAAUCCGGCCCAAAACAAUAACUUUGAGUCAACCAUUCAGUGGGAAUACAGAUUUGUUAGGAUUAAGUGUUGUUAAUCCUUCAAUUAUUCGGAUACAGCCUCUUAUGAGAACUGAACCACAGGAUUUGACAAAUACUUCACCUCCACCUCCUCUUCAACUUCUUGUGCAGAGACCACUGCCCCCUCUUGGACCAGUUUCUGUGGAGAAGUUUAUGGCGCAUAAAAUGCUGAAUGGACAAAAGGCCACAUUUGUUCCUUUGUCUGCCUCUAACACUUCAACAAUUACAUCGUCAGCAGUUAUGUCCAAUUCAGCAGAUUUGCUUAUUUCCACCCCUGAGAGUGAGUGCACUAAGAUAAAAAAAUCCUUAAAAGUGAAAACCCGAUCAGGGAGAAUUUCACGGCCACCAAAAUAUAAAGCUAAAGAUUACAAGUUCAUCAAAACUGAGGACUUAGCUGAUGGGCACCAGUCAGAUUCAGAUGACUAUUCAGAACUUAAUGUGGAAGAAGAAGAAGACAAAAGGGGGAAAGAUACAUUAUUUAAUUCUUCGAGUGGUUACCUGAAGCCUAAAACUUUUAAGUGUCAGACUUGUGAAAAGUCAUAUAUAGGACAAGGAGGACUAGCACGACAUUAUAAACUUAAUCCAGGUCAUGGGCAGCUGGAACCUAAAAUAUUGGUAUCUGAUAAGCCUGAUGGAAGUGGAGAAGCAGGAGAUGGCACUGUGAAUGUAAUGGCUCCUGUGCCAUCAAUCCCAACUGCUUUAAAUAGUGAAAGUACACUAGCUCCAUGUGUGGCAGGACCAGAUUCAGCAUGGAAUGGGCAACAGAACUGUGAUUCAGAAGAAGCUGGAACAUUACUGGAGUCAGAAGAAAAAAGUGGAAUUCGCUUGGCAUGUUCGGGAUCCAGGAGGAGGACCAGAGGAUCGAAAAGAAGUAGAAGACUAAGGGCAUCUGUAAAGUCAAGUUGUUUAAGCAAACACAGCGAUUCAGUUCAGCCUACUUCAUGCACAGGUGUAGCAGCAGAACAAAAUGUAGUGAGGAAUAAGGCAAAGCUCAAAGAGUUGCUCCAGCAGUGUGAUCAUGAAGAUUUAGUGGAACUGGCUCUACCACGUCUAAGCAAGCUUGUAACUGUCUAUGAAUUUCUUCUCAUGAAGGUUGAAAAGAGUCACCCAGCAAAGCCUUUUUUCCCAGAUGUAUAUAAGGAAUUUGAAGAGUUGCAUAAGAUGGUUAAGAAAAUGUGUCAAGAUUACUUCAGUAACUCUGUUCUGAGUUCUCAGCAACCCUUGGAAAUAAAAAAUAAUGAGGUUGCUAAGUCGCUGGGAAUUACAGAAGAGCUUCUACAGAAGAAAGAACUAGAAAAGAAUGGCAUUUCACCUCAAUAUAUACUCAGUGCAGUUGAAGUGGGGCUAGGUGAAAUUACUGGACAGAAAAGAGAAAAUGAGAUACUUGAAGAAGUACUGGUGCCAGUCAAAAGAACCAGGAUAGAAAGUGGAUCCAAGAACAUGAAUGAUAAUUACGCUAGUCACAGUGGACUCAAGGAGAAAACCAUAUCUUUGUGUAACCAAGUUAACACUGAAGAUGCUUUAGGUUUCAACCUCCAGCUUAAUAGGACUACCUCUCAGUCUUCAGAAGAAACUUAUGUGGCAGUCAUUGAUGCUGGGAGUCACAUGUUAAAUGGUGGCCAGCCCCCUAAAGCAUUUGCUGAUGUAGAAGGCAAGAAUGAACCUGCAGGUUCUGUCAUCCUAUACCAGGCUGUUGAAGGAAUGCAAACUUGUUCCCAGGUAGAAGAUCCAGGUAGCCUAUUUCAAGAACAGACAGAGUUGCUCCCGGAAUAUGUUCAUAAUCACCCCCCUGACCAGACUACUUCUGACGAAUCUGCUAUUUCUGAUUUCUGUUGUUCCACAUUAUCUGAUAAAGACUGCCCAUGGUCUGGGCAUGAGAUUCAAAACGGAAGACAGAAUGAGGAUUGUAAAUCCCAUCAGGAAUUUUUAAAUCCAGAUAAUGAGAUUCAUGAGAUAAUACCACAGCCUGAAAAUAUUUUGUCAACAGACAUUCCCAUGGACAAUUCAUGCCGGACUUCUUUGGAAUCACAGCAUCAUCCUUUAUUAGAAGCAUCUGUGUCCACUGAGGACAUUCUUGAAAAUCCUACUGAAAAUUUGGACCAGUUCCCUGAGUCAUUACAGAAUGUCCAAAGAGAACAGGAGAGUGCAGUUGCUGUAGGUGAAACUCUGGCCUUCGAAAUUCCUGAUGAGAGCCAGGAAUUGUCUCAGGGACGUGAACAAAUUUUUAUUCAAACUUCAGAUGGGCAUAUCCUGCCCCAUCCAGGUACAGUUGUAUCUGAGGCUAAUGACAUUGUUAUAGUAACAGAAGUUAAUGGUACUGCAGUGCACAUCAGUACACCUGAUGGACUUCCUUUAGAAACACUGGAAGCAUUGCUGGCAGUAGAGAGAGAGCCAGAGUGAGAGCAUUAUGAACUCUCAUAAUUAAAUAGUACCAGAACCAUAGUUUUUACAUUUAUACAUAAUUGUCUUAAGAGAUGGUCUAUUUCAACAAGUCUAUUUUUCUAAUGUGAAUACUGAAACAAGGUGAACCUUUUAACUUAUUUAUAAAGAAUUAUCUUAUUUCUACAAUGAAAUGUACUUUAUGUAUCUUGUCUGAACUGAAAAUAGCUAAAUAUAACAAAAAACCAUGUUGGUUUUUGAUUUAAAACACCUUUUAAAACUUCAAGAGCUUUUGAUGAAUGUUGUGAAAACUGCAUUAUCACUUGUUUCAUGAAACCUUUUACAACUCUCACUUCCCUUUCCACGCCCCACAAUGCAGUUUGCUUCACUGCAUUUUGACAGUGAUGUCUAUAUUGGAAACUUCUUGAAAGAUAUAUUUUAACAAAACUGAUUGUAAGGUAUUUUCCUUGGGAAAUAAAUAGACUCUCACCAUUACUAUCCCAGUUUUAGAGAUGAGAUGGAAGAACAAUUUCUUUGUGGUCUGUUUCAAGAAAGAACUAGUGUGAUAGUCACAUCUCACUGUGAAAAAGUAAAGAGGCCCUUCAGAUUCUAAGGUGUCUGUUUUACUCAGUUUUUAAUGAUUUUUUGAAAACAGAAUUUGCCUUAGUCUGUGUUAAUAUUCUACAACAAAAACUUUGAUAUUUUAGUCAUUUAUACUAAAUUUUUGACCUAGUCCUUUGUUUCCCACAAAGGGUUAUAAGACUUAAAUAGGACAAUCAAAAUUAUAAAAAGCAGCAUAUAAUCAAGUGCCAAAAUAUGUAACAGACUAUCAUAGUAUUUCUCUUUUAAAGUAUAAUUUUGGAUUAUCUCUUUUGAGUCUCACAGUACUCUUUUUCUCGUACUAAAAUUUCUUGGUGCUUUUUCCUUCUAAAACCAUGUUUUAUUAAAUUUUCUUUACACUGCUGCCAUUUCCCAGUAUUCAUGGACUAUUCUCCUUCGUUGUCCAUAGAACCCUCUCUGUAACAAAGCGAUGAAAAUGGCAAAUUGAUGUCUAGCAGCAUAUGUCUCAUUCUUCAGCUGGAAUGAUGUUUCAUUUAUCAGUCUUCAGGAUUUAAGAUUGGUCAUUACAUUUAUGUGAGUCCUCAUAUCUUUUAGUGUUCUUUUCUCAGUUUAUUAAUUUUUUUGUGUUAUUUUCUCCUACAGCAUUGUGGUCAUUGUGUAGAUUUUUACCAGGAUUCUGCCUUCUUUAUUUUUCAUUGGCCAGUAUAAGCCCUCCCAAGCUAAUCUGAAUUCUUAUAUUUGUAAUUUCUUAAUGGCACAGUAAUAUCUCAUUGUAUUCAUAUGCCAUAGUUUGUUCCUAGUUUAUGGGAAUAAAUUCUCACUUGUUUUCCACCUUCCUUCCCUCUUUUGAUGCUACUAAAAGUGUUGCUAGAAUUAAUUUUUUAUACACACACACAAAUGAGACCUUUAUCUCUGUCUUUGACAUCCUUAGGGUGUAUACCCAGUCUGGAGUUUUUUUUUUCUUCCCAUUUAAGUGUUAUUUUGAAGGCUUUAUUUUGCAUCACUGUCACUUCACAAUAAUGCUCCCUACCCUCAGUGGAACCCUCUGGAGUAUAAGCUUGUUGUGAAUAAAGGUGUUUUUCCUCGUAA